AGAUGACGACCUCUGCAAACCAACCCAUUAGUUCCAGGCCCGCUCGUUGGCUGGUCUUCCCUACAUGUGCCACAUCGGGAGCCACCGCAGCUCGUCCGUUUGCGCCAGCUUUGACGUGAUCUCGUCUAGUCUCUCCGUGCUGGGCUACUACCAGCCAAUCCAACGUCGCAGAUGAGCUCAUUUACAUCUGUUCUAACCUGUCGUGCCUCGCCUUGCCUUGCUUUGGCCAUGUCCAAGCCACCUUUUCUUCUUCCUCGUUUCUUACGUGCGCCAGAGAUACCUCCCACACAAGAACCAAGGUGUGGCUGCUAGGAUGUACAUGCCUGGAUAACGAUGGCAUUAGCUGCGUCAGACCCCUCAUUCCUAUUCUUCCGCGUCACUUUGGGCAAUCCAUUGGCUGAGAGACAUAUGUGUGCCGCUAGCGAGUCCAGCAGGAUGGAAUAGUUGGACCAUUCAAGGCCAAGAUAUAUCUGUUUCUGUCUCGAGCCGUCGUACCCGUUAGUUACUUUCGUUGUCUCUUGCCCUCUGGAGGGCAGAGAAGUACUUGCCUGCCCCGUACCUGGCCAUCCCGUCCGUUGCGUGUCCACCCCAGCCGUCCAGGUAUGCCAUUGUGAUGUGUUUGCUAUCAGAGGCAGGCGGGGAGAAGCAAGACCCAAAAGACGUCAGACCUGCAGGCUACCUACUUACUUAUCCAGGCCUCCCACGUUCACCUUAUAAGACGCCUCUUUGCCCAGUAUCACCCAGCCUUCCUGGAGUAUUCACUUACAUCUAGAAAACAAACAAACAUUCAAUCGACCAUAGUCUCCAGCCCACUCGGGACUACAUCUUCAAGCAGUUGCGCAAACUACAAAUCACAAAGACUUCCACGUCAACACAGAGUACCCACCGACCAAUAUGGAGACAAUCAACAACAUCGCGGGCGCGGCGAGCAAGGCCAUCUGGGGAACGAACGAAGCUAACCAAGAGCCUGUCUCUGGUGUCAAGGGCAACACCAACCAGGGUGAACCGUAUGAUGCUGGCAACAUCGAAGACCCUUUGAACAAGGAGAAGAAGGCCAACGUGGCUGAUGCUCACACCUCUGAGCCGGCGACUGGGUCAACAGCAACCACAACCACUGGGCUGUCUACUACCACUGCCCCAACCACAAGCACCCCGUCAGCUGGUACGACUGGAACGACGGGCACCGAGACUGGAAACGAGCACAGCUUGACCGAUAGGUCGCGUGCUACCGAAGAAUCCACGACGCACAAGACGACAGAGGAGCUGUCCCCAAAGCACAAGGAAGAGAUCGGCAAGCCCGAGCUCAAGCACACAUCACCCAACGAUGUCCCCUCGGCCGACAGCGCCGCAGGGAAGACCGAGACGCGCGCUCCCAGUGACCCAGCCACCGAUCCGGCACCCAAGGGACAAGAUGUCAACAACAGUGCGUCCGGUCCCACUGCUGGCGGUGACAAGCUUGAUGGCCCAGGCCCAAGACCCCUGGAAGCCGUCGCCAAGGAGCGCGGGGGUGAUGCAGGCAAUGUCAAGGGAUCCUCGAAGGGUGGUCUCAUCGGAGGCGAGGAGUCCAAGACGGACACUGAAGGCAAGAAGGAGGAGGAUCCUAAUGCCAGCCACGGCGAGGAGGGUACGGGCGAGAAGCUCGUAAAGGCUACGGGAUUGGCUGCUGAUGGCGGCGAUUUUGAUGCGACGAAGCCUGGCGCCGGCCGCGAGGCAGACCGCCUCCUGGAUGAGAAGGAUCCCGCCCAUGCGGCAGCCAAGGCGUCUGCAAAGUCCGGCGCCGACAAGACCAGUGAUAAGACGAGCGAAUCUCACAGCUCCAGUGCCGGCACUGGCACGGAGAAGGAGAAGGAAAGUCUCAAGGACAAGAUCAAGGCCAAGCUUCACCGUCACUAGGAGAUGGGUGUGUCGACUUCUCUUUAAUCAUGUCCAUUUUGUAUCACCAACGAUUUCUAGCACCAGCGCCGGAACACGAUCAUGACGGCUGUUUAAUGACUUGUAGUACCGAACGAUAAGUUGAUAAAACGACCGUAAAACAACCAUUCUGUGUGAAUGUGUGAAAAGAUUCUGCUUAAUCUUGAUACUAAAGCCCUGCUAUCCCAACCGGUGGUCUGGAGAUGGACGGGCAACUCCUAGAAGAACCUGUUGCACGUAUACGGGCCAAACAAGCACUUGCAUGCUUCUCACGACUCUCACUAUACCUGUCUCCUGACCUCCCACAUUCUUGUUCCUUCAGCUUCCUACAUAUACACCAGAUACUGAAAGUGUGCUACAUGGCAUUCGUGAAAGCCAAUAUUGACAUCAUCGAAGAAUGCUUGCUCUAACGAGGCGCAUUGCAUUGAUGGACAGAUCAAGGGCACGUAUAUUUAAGGCACGCCGAC
Molecule: messenger RNA, 2378 nt
Organism: Colletotrichum scovillei
Lineage: Eukaryota; Fungi; Ascomycota; Sordariomycetes; Glomerellales; Glomerellaceae
Exons: 3
Coding region: 895-1893 (332 amino acids)
Source: RefSeq, a predicted model, not a curated record